This is a messenger RNA of Musca domestica (house fly), 1766 nucleotides long. RefSeq names its product probable cytochrome P450 9f2. The record is from RefSeq and is a predicted model, not a curated record. Gene Ontology annotation, molecular function: iron ion binding; heme binding; monooxygenase activity. The coding region runs from base 162 to 1694 and encodes 510 amino acids. The transcript has 4 exons. NCBI's taxonomy places the organism in Eukaryota, Metazoa, Arthropoda, Insecta, Diptera, Muscidae.
AGCAACAAAAUUAUCUUGCCCACAAAUGGAAAUCAACAAGCCGUCGCAUAAUUAUUAAAUUUAUUUACAAACGAGAGCUCGAGUGGAACAUUGCCAAAUUAUUUCUCGGUGGAGAAUAACAACUCGAUAAUUUUUGACAAAAAAAGAAGAUAAAACAAAAAAUGUUGCUGGAACUACUGGCGUUUGUUGUAAUUGGUGGUGUCGCCUUUUACUAUUGGGCCACCAAAAAUUCCGAUUUCUUCAAGAACCGUAACAUUGAAUAUGAGAAACCAAUGAUAUUAUUCGGCAAUAGCUGGGAGAUUUUGAUGAAACGUAAGACGGGCUUCCAGGUGCUCUGUGAAAUGCAUGAAAGGCACAAGGGCAUAGUCUAUGGAGCCUUUGAUAUGCGCGAGCCCGUGUUGAUGAUACGCGAUCCGGAACUGGUGAAACAAGUGACAACCAAAGAUUUCGAUCAUUUUGUAAAUCGUCAGAUUUUGACUUCGACUACAAGUGAGAAUCUAUUCGCCCACUCGUUGUUUAUGUUGGAAAACGAUAAAUGGCGUGACAUGCGGAGUACGUUGAGUCCAGCUUUUACGGGUAGUAAAAUGCGUCAAAUGUUUCAGUUGAUGGUGCAAACGGUCGAUGAGGCCAUGUCGUAUUUGAAAACCCAACAAACAUCUGUGGAUGGCAUCGAUGUGGAUGUAAAAGAUCUGACAACCCGAUUAACCAACGAUAUUAUUGCUUCGACGGCAUUUGGUCUGCAAGUGAACUCAUUCCGUGAUAAGGAGAAUGAAUUUUAUAUCAAGGCGAAGAGGGCUAUCAGUUUUACGGGGCUGCAACAGUUGAAAAUGCUGUUCAUUGUUAUUUUCCCCAAGGUGGCUGAGAAACUGAAAAUGGAUAUAUUUGAGAAAUCCUUUACCGACUACUUUAUGAAUCUCGUCUUGGGCACAAUGAAAUAUCGCCAAGAACACAAUAUACAUCGUCCGGACAUGAUAAAUUUGCUUAUGGAAGCCCGUGGCAUGAUACCCACGGAGGUGCAGAAAACCUAUUUCCGUCAAUGGACCGAUCUAGAGCUUGUGGCACAAUGCUUGCUCUUCCUAUUUGCUGGAUUCGAACCAUCAUCGGGGGUAAUGAGUUUUGCCGCCCAUGAGCUAAUGGAAAAUCCGGAAGUUCAACAAAAACUUUAUGAAGAAAUCGCUGAAAUCGACAAAGAUUUACAGGGUACACCGGUGUCAUAUGAAAUGUUACAGAAAAUGUCCUAUAUGGAUAUGGUGGUAUCGGAGGUUCUGCGCAAAUGGCCAGUGGCGGGGGUGACAGAUCGUAUAUGUAAUAAAGAGUUUGAAUAUGAAUCGAAGGAGACGGGUGAAAGGGUUGUGGUCAAGAAGGGUGAGAAGGUACGAAUCUCCAUGUGUGGCAUGCAACGAGAUCCGAGGUAUUACGAAAAUCCAAAUGUUUUUGAUCCCGAGCGUUUUAGUGCGGAGAAUAAGGGGAAAAUUGAGAAUGGUACAUAUAUGCCAUUUGGUUUGGGUCCACGUAAUUGUAUUGGAAACCGUUUCGCCAUUUUGGAGGUGAAAACUUUUCUCUAUUAUCUAUUGCGUGAUUACAGUUUGGAACCCUGCGCCAAGUCCUGUGUACCUCUGGUCUUGGAUCCCACCAGUAUACAGCUGCUACCCAAGGGCGGUUUUUGGUUGAAAUUGAAACCAAGAAAAGCUUAACCUCUUAUGUUGGGUGUUAGAUCGAUAAGCAACUUGAAAAAAUGUUGAGAACUUAUAUAGUAUUAUAAGCUU